AUGGUGCUUGGGGCCGUACUGUCUAUGCUACGUUAUGUAGGGGGCAGUGAAGACAGAGAUUUUGUCGAUCGACUGCACUCCUAUUUCACAUGUAACAUCUUGAUUGGUCUCGCCGUUCUCGUCAGUUUUAAGCAGUUCGGAGGGAAACCGAUAGAAUGCUUAGUUCCCGAUAUAUUCAGCAGUUCCUGGGAACAGUAUGCUGAGAACUACUGCUGGGCACAAGACACCUAUUACGUGCCGAUGAGUGAAGCCGUCGCUGGUAUGCUUGACGAUGACCGCCGUAAACGGCAAAUAAGUUACUAUCAGUGGGUGCCAUUUUUUCUUCUUGCUGAAGCUGCCUGCUUUCGACUUCCCAGUAUUCUAUGGCAAUAUCUGGCUUGCCAUUCGGGUAUAAAAAUCCAUGAAGUCGUUAAGCUGUCGUCUGAUCCGAACAAUAUCAAACCUGACAUCAAACGAGCAAAUAUAAGAUCGCUCACGAUCCAUCUUCAGAAGCAAAUCCGUCCGCAUCAUAUUCUAUGGCUAUUUAAUCUACCAUAUUCAGCCUUUUUUGUCACAUGGUUGUAUUUGUGCACGAAAUUCUUCUAUCUGGCAAAUGUAUGCUUGCAGUUGCUACUCAUGAACAAGUUUCUGGAAACCGACAAGUACGCCUGGUAUGGAUUGGGAGCGAUGAUUGAUUUAUUAAAUGGGACUACGUGGGAACAGAGCGGAAUGUUUCCUCGAGUGUCGCUUUGCGAUUUUGAUGUUCGUGUGAUGGGAAACGUGCAAGAGCACACAGUACAAUGUGUGCUCAUUAUAAAUAUCUUCAAUGAGAAGAUAUUCAUUUUCUUGUGGUUUUGGUAA
Cooperia oncophora is the source of this 840-nucleotide messenger RNA. Lineage: Eukaryota; Metazoa; Nematoda; Chromadorea; Rhabditida; Trichostrongylidae. The record is from the annotation of a GenBank genome assembly.